Penicillium angulare is the source of this 768-nucleotide messenger RNA. Its product is annotated as chitin deacetylase CDA4. The transcript has a single exon. The record is from RefSeq and is a predicted model, not a curated record. Gene Ontology annotation, biological process: carbohydrate metabolic process. Gene Ontology annotation, cellular component: membrane. NCBI's taxonomy places the organism in Eukaryota, Fungi, Ascomycota, Eurotiomycetes, Eurotiales, Aspergillaceae. Gene Ontology annotation, molecular function: hydrolase activity, acting on carbon-nitrogen (but not peptide) bonds. Bases 1 to 768 code for a protein of 255 amino acids.
AUGUUCCUCGGCCUUCUGUCAACUUGUUGUUUGCUCGGUCCCCUCUACGUCAUUUACAAACCUCCAAUCUUCCUCAUUAAAUUCUUUCAACGACGCUGGCCAACCGUCUUAUUCCACCACCCAAUCGGCAAGAAAGUUGUCGCGUUGACCAUUGAUGACGCGCCAUCCGUUUAUACAGCCAAUGUCGACAACAAAACAACUGGAGGUGUCGAGGGGAACACGCCGAAAAUCCUCGAUUUACUACGAGAAAACGAUGCUACAGCUACCUUCUUUGUGAUCGGAUCUCAAGUACCGGGGUAUGAAGAUAGUCUUACGGACUUGGUGAAAGCGGGCAAUGAACUGGGCAAUCAUGCUAUGUAUGAUGAGCCAUCGCGUGCAUUAAGUGAUGUCCAGUUAAAGGAACAGAUAUUGACCGUGCAGGGUCUGAUUCAAGCAGCGUACCGUGUAGCUGGGAAGGCCGCAGGACCAGAGGGAUGGUUCUUUCGACCUGGUUCUGGAUUCUUUAGUUCUAGGAUGCGCCGUGUGGUUGCGGAGCUUGGAUAUCGACUUGUGCUGGGAGAUGUGUAUCCGCAUGAUCCGCAAGUUCCGUAUGCGGGGAUAAAUGCGAAGCAUAUAUUGAGUAUGGUUCGACCGGGGAGUAUCAUUGUUUGCCAUGAUCGCAGAGAGUGGACUAUGCCUAUGUUGCAGGUUGUGUUGCCAGAGCUGAGAAGAAGAGGUUAUCGUGUUGUGAAUGUGUCUGAGCUACUAAGGGAAAGUAUCUCUGGAUGA